CCUGAUUCUCGGCCGUGGCUUGACGACCUUCACCACUGCGGCGACCCUCACGGCCUUCACUGCCUCGGUAUGGACCCAAAAUUCUCAUCCACUAUGACGAUCAGCUCGAUCUGGCCCCCAUGAUUGGGACCGGGGUAAUCCCCUCAUGAUGACGUUCAUUUGCUGGUAUCUCUUCCAUGGAAACGCCCCUGAAUACGAAACAGAUGGUCCAGAUGGCGUGUGAUUGUGAAUAUGAACGAUAAAGCAAACGACGUCAUCGAGGAGGAUGAAUGGGUUUCACAGGUUAUAUAAAGCCCUCUUCAUCAGCCUCUUCAUCCAUCUUUCCUCCAUCAUCCAACAAACUCAAUCACUCUACAAAGCUUUCAACCUACAGCAAACUUUUUCAAGAACAACCUCUUCGUUCAAACACAAAUCAAUCAACAUGUCUGACACCGGUCGCAAGGAUUUCUCUACCAAGGCCAAGGAGGAGAUGACUCCUGACUCCUCUAAGUCCACCCAGGACAAGGUCAAGGAGACCUUCACCGACACCACUGAUCGCCUUGCCCGCGGCACUCAGUCUGACAACUCCAAGUCCACCACUCAGGAGGCUUUCGACAAGACUCAGCGCUCCCACGACAACACCGUUCACGGCGGUUCUUCCGAGUCCAUUGGUGACAAGAUCAAGAACGCCGUCGGCCUCGGCAACAACUAAGCCAGGCUCGCAUAUCCCGAACACAACUGUAUCAUGGGUUAGCGGCGGACUUUCGGUUUCCAUCAUGUGAAUAACUUCUGGUGUCCGAAGGAGGAUAGCUGGCGACUCUGGGCAGAUUGUUCUUAUGAUUUUCAUGAGUUGACGAUACCAACCA
Messenger RNA from Aspergillus homomorphus CBS 101889, 845 nucleotides. Its product is annotated as heat shock 9/12 family protein. The coding region runs from base 422 to 691 and encodes 89 amino acids. The record is from RefSeq and is a predicted model, not a curated record. The transcript has 3 exons. NCBI's taxonomy places the organism in Eukaryota, Fungi, Ascomycota, Eurotiomycetes, Eurotiales, Aspergillaceae.